AGGCGGCGAGCUUGUGAGGAUAGCUAUGGAGUCAGGGCGACGAGUGAGCUUGGAGCAGGUGGAUGCCUUCACACGCACUUGCUUCAAGGGCAAUCCUGCUGCAGUUAUCGAGAUCUCUGAGGACGCGUUUCCUCCCGACCGUGUUCUCCAGAUGAUGGCAGAAGAAAACAACUUGUCGGAAACUGCUUUCUGGAAGAGGAGGAAGUGCGAACUUGAGAGUGAACUUGUCGCCGACCUUCGCUGGUUUACCCCUAAAGUUGAGGUUGACAUCUGCGGGCAUGCGACACUUGCAACAGCGCACAGCAUAUUCAACAAGCAACCAAAUGUCAAGAAGAUCUUCUUUCACACAAGAAGUGGUGUUCUCGAGGUAUCCACUGGUGCUGACGGGAAAAUUGAAAUGAUUUUCCCUGUUUUCAACCCCAAGGCACGACCGGAUCUCUUGGAGCUGUUCGAGCAGAAGUUAGGAGUUCCUGCAAUAGCUGAGGUUUUGUGGGAAGAGCCGCUGAGAGACGCUGUUGUGGUGUUUCCUAGCGUAGACACUGUACUCGAGUUCAAGCCAAACAUGGCGGACAUUGCCUCUCUUCCAAGCGAUGCCAUCAUUAUAACUGCUGUUGGAAGCAAAGAAGGAAACUAUGACUUUGUUUACCGAUUCUUUGCGCCGAAGCUGGGCAUCUUCGAGGAUCCUGUCACUGGUUCUGCGCAGUGCUCACUUGUACCCUACUGGAGGCAGAAGCUUGGCAAGGAUGAGCUCUUCUCCUCACAAGUCUCAGCGAGAACAGGAGAGCUGUGGGGAAAGAUGAUUGCAGGAAUUGAGGGCAUGCAUGCAGUGUCAUUCAAGGAAGAAUGA
This is a messenger RNA of Guillardia theta CCMP2712, 847 nucleotides long. RefSeq lists its product as hypothetical. The transcript has 14 exons. Gene Ontology annotation, molecular function: isomerase activity. Gene Ontology annotation, biological process: biosynthetic process. NCBI's taxonomy places the organism in Eukaryota, Cryptophyceae, Pyrenomonadales, Geminigeraceae. The record is from RefSeq and is a predicted model, not a curated record. Gene Ontology annotation, cellular component: cytoplasm. Bases 26 to 847 code for a protein of 273 amino acids.